Messenger RNA from Penicillium taxi, 2217 nucleotides. RefSeq lists its product as uncharacterized. Gene Ontology annotation, biological process: protein O-linked glycosylation via mannose. Gene Ontology annotation, molecular function: dolichyl-phosphate-mannose-protein mannosyltransferase activity. NCBI's taxonomy places the organism in Eukaryota, Fungi, Ascomycota, Eurotiomycetes, Eurotiales, Aspergillaceae. The record is from RefSeq and is a predicted model, not a curated record. The transcript has 5 exons. Bases 1 to 2217 code for a protein of 738 amino acids. Gene Ontology annotation, cellular component: endoplasmic reticulum; membrane.
AUGACCGAAAUUGCUACUAGUACAGGGGCAAAGCAUGACUCCGACCUACGCCGGAGAAAUGUCCCUGAUAAUGGAAAGCCCACUUCGCCCGUGGUCGAGAACGAUGAAAAGAAGGCCAAACCGAAACAGUCGCCUUCUUUCCUCCAUGUUCUUGCUGAUUGGGAGCCUAUCAUUGGACCCAUUUUUCUCACGGCUCUUGCCCUCUUCACUCGAUUGUAUCGCAUUGGACGCUCCAAUAUCGUUACCUGGGACGAGGCUCAUUUCGGCAAAUUUGGUUCCCACUAUCUCAAACGUGAAUUUUACUUCGAUGUCCACCCACCUCUUGGAAAGAUGCUCGUUGGCCUCUCCGGCUACUUGGCCGGAUACAAUGGGUCCUUUGAAUUCAAAUCUGGUGAAAAAUACCCCGAAGAUGUGGACUACACAUUUAUGCGAGCCUUCAAUGCUUUAUUUGGCGCCGUGUGUGUUCCUCUGGCAUACUACACUGCUCGUGAGUUGAAUUUCCGCCGGGCUACCGUUUGGCUCAUUAGCUUGAUGGUUUUGUGUGAGAAUUCCUAUGCAACCAUUUCUCGCUUUAUUCUGCUGGACUCGAUGCUGCUUUGCUUCACCUUUACAACAACCUUGUGUUGGGCACGCUUCCACCGUCUGCAAAAAUCUAGCUUUUCACCACAAUGGUAUCUAUGGCUAUGCCUGACGGGCUUGAGUAUUGGCUGUGUCUGCAGUGUGAAAUGGGUCGGAUUCUUCUGCACUGCAAUCGUUGGUCUCUAUACAAUUGAAGAUCUAUGGAACAAGUUUGGCGAUGUGAAAAUGCCACCGACUGUGCUGGCGAAGCAUCUUUUCGCUCGUGUCGGAGGCCUAAUUGUCAUUCCCUUUUUGGUUUACCUCUUCUCUUUCUAUUUGCACUUCCUUGUCUUGUCAAACAGUGGCCCUGGAGAUGCCCAAAUGAGUUCUCUUUUCCAAGCCAAUCUUCACGGUACUGAGGUUGGACGAGACAGUCCACUUGAGAUUGCACAUGGAUCACGCAUAACCCUGAAGAACAUGGGCUACGGUGGUGGCCUUCUGCACUCGCACGUCCAGACUUACCCUGAUGGGUCGGGACAGCAACAGGUUACCUGCUACCACCACAAGGAUGCCAAUAACGACUGGUUCAUUUACCCCAGCCGAUAUGAGCCAGAAUAUGAUGCCGAAGGUGAAUUGAAGUUUAUUGGUGAUGGAGAUGUGAUCCGGUUUAUCCAUGGACAGACCGGCCGUAACCUGCAUUCCCAUGCCGUUGCCGCUCCCGUGUCCAAGUCCCACAACGAAGUGUCCUGUUAUGGCAACACAACUAUUGGAGAUGAAAAGGAUCACUGGCAGAUUGAGGUUGUUGAUGAUGCUGCAUCCCGGGAUCGCACUAAAAUUCGAACAUUGACAACUGCCUUCCGACUUCGUCAUCCGGCACUGGGCUGCUACCUUCGUGCUGGAAAUGUCAAUCUUCCUCAGUGGGGUUUCAAGCAGAUCGAAACCACGUGCGUCAAGGAAAACAAACCUGGUGAUGUGUACACUCACUGGAACGUCGAGUCCCACACAAAUGAACGCUUGCCUCCUGGUGAUCCCGGCUCUUACAAGUCACCAUUCUUCAGAGAUUUCAUCCACUUGAAUGUCGCCAUGAUGACAUCCAAUAACGCUCUUGUCCCAGAUCCAGAUAAGCAGGAUGACCUGGCCUCGGCAUUCUGGCAAUGGCCAAUUCUGAAUGUAGGCUUGCGGAUGUGCUCCUGGGAUGACAGUGUUAUCAAGUACUAUCUUCUUGGUAACCCCCUCGUCUACUGGGGUAGCACUGCUUCUUUGGGCGUCUUUGGUCUUUUGUUUCUUUGGUACCUUCUACGGUGGCAGAGAGGCUAUCAAGAUCUGAGUCAGGCUGAGGUGGAUCAUAUCCAUUAUUCCGGGUUGUAUCCUGUGGUUGGCUGGGUGUUGCACUACCUGCCUUUCAUCAUUAUGGCUCGAGUGACUUAUGUCCACCAUUACUAUCCAGCGCUUUACUAUUCUAUCCUCACCUUCGGGUUUUGUGUUGACUGGGUUAGUCGGCGCGUCAACGGGAAAUUCGCUGCCGUUAUUUAUACCAUCCUGUAUGCCGUCAUCAUCGCACUGUUCGUACACUUCCGAGCUAUCGUGUUUGGAAUGGAGGGCCCUCAUCAGCAGUGGGCUCACCUCCGCUGGUUCCCCGGGUGGAAGCUCUCGAACUGA